GCCACUCCUCAACAAAUCCAUUUGAUUCAUACUUGCAAAUAGCCCGCAGAGGCCAGCUCCUUACAUUCUGCGCGAUGGAGCUUGUGUGGGACAGCCAAGCAAACAAUUCAGGCAGCAGCGAAAACAACACUGCAAACUCCUACAGAUGGCCCCAGCAGCUCACACUCAGCAAUUCUAAUAACGUUUUCUGCUUUCUUGAAGGCUUUGGCGUUAUUGUUUGCAAGCAGCACUGUACAGCAGUUGUGAGUCUUGAUGCGCAUCUCCGCAAAUAUCAUGCUGCAUCUGCUGCGCUACGGCAAAAGAUACUUGAGCGCUUCACUCAAUUUGAGACCGUCGCUCUAAGCGCGAUUGAGCUCCCAGAAGAGCCCGCGCAGCCAAUAGAAGAGCUAGGAAAGCCGCUUGAUGGUGCGCAGUGCGAGACAUGCAGCUAGAUCACAAUCAACAAAGAUGAGAUGCGCAAGCACUGCAAGCGAAAUUAUGAGCAAGCGUGGGUGGGAGAGAAAAGCUUGCUCUAUAGGACUGUGAAGGUGCAGAGCUUUUUCCACACUGGAGGACUGCAGAAAUACUUUGUUAUUAGUUUUAUAGAUGCUAGAGAUCCCAAAGACGCUGCGAUGGAAACCCACGUCCAGGCACAGCUUGCUGAGUACAGAUUAACACAACAAGAAAUUGAGGAAGAGCUGCAAACACU
This is a messenger RNA of Didymella exigua CBS 183.55, 688 nucleotides long. RefSeq lists its product as uncharacterized. The transcript has a single exon. Lineage: Eukaryota; Fungi; Ascomycota; Dothideomycetes; Pleosporales; Didymellaceae. The coding region runs from base 75 to 431 and encodes 118 amino acids. The record is from RefSeq and is a predicted model, not a curated record.